This is a messenger RNA of Rotaria sp. Silwood1, 1548 nucleotides long. The record is from the annotation of a GenBank genome assembly. Lineage: Eukaryota; Metazoa; Rotifera; Eurotatoria; Philodinida; Philodinidae.
AUGCAACGCCCAGUUCGUAGCUAUCGUGGUGGUAGUCGUGUUGGUCCUCAUUUGACGCAUAGUCAUAAUGUUAACGAAAAUGAUGAUAACAAUCAUAAUCGAUCAUCUCUAUCAAAUUCAAAUUUAGGUGAAAUAGAAGAUGAUAAUAACGACACUCAUACAACGAUAAAAACGAAAAAUUCUUCUAUAUUAUCAUCAAUUGCAAUUAAUGCUGAUUUUGAAUCAGUUAUUCGAAGUCUUCAGCCAUUAGCAAUACGUCAAAAAAAGACAAAAAAUAAUUUAAAUAUCAAUAGUCAAAAAGCUGAUUUACCCCAAGUAAAUAUUAUAAAUGAUACGAUUCAUACUAUUGAUGAACAAACAAAAGAUAAACAAACACAACAUUGGUUUCCAAAACCUGAUAUUGGUCAUGUUAAAUCGAAUGAUUUCAUUCGUCAUAAUCAUAUUGAAUCUCAACAAAAAUGUAAACAACUUACUCCACCAGCUUUAUUAACAGCAAUUCCUCCUGCUGAUAUAUCAACACGUCCAACACCAAUUAUUGCUCAAGCUGCUCCAACUCGAUCAAUAUCAACAUAUUUCUUAUCAAACUCAUCAAUAGAAAAAGUAAAUAAUAAGAUUGUUGAUGAUUGUCAAACUAGUUCCAUGUUAAAAUCAAAUCAACAAUCAACAACAUCAUUGUUAAAGCAAACAUCAUCAUCGGCAUUUCAACCAAUUAGUUCUAUACAAAACUUAUCAUCGAAUACAAUUAAUCAACAAAAAAAAACUAAAUCUCAACCUGUUCUAAUCGAUAUACCAAAACAUAAAGCAUUAGAAUGUGGACAAAAAUUAACGAAAGUUCAUAUAUCUCAUCCGCAAAGUCCAUCAAUUGUUUAUCUUAUGUUACAUGAAGACUUUAAUAGAGCUUGUCGUCUUCUUCAUACAAUGUCGAUACAUCCAGAGCUUCAAUUAGAUUAUAUUCCAAGUCAUCCAUUUAAACCAGAAAUAAAUAAGAUAUGUGCAUGCUUUCAUGAGGGUCGUUGGUUUCGUUGUCGUAUUUUACAAAUUUCAACAGAUUUAUCAACAGCAACUGUUAUCUAUUUGGAUUGGGGCAUGGUAAUUCCUGUACAAAUCAAACCAACAUCUAUUCGCCGUCUACCAAAUGAAUUUUAUAUUGAAGCGGUUUGUUCUGUAAUGUGUCAUCUUGAUGGUGUAUCAAAUGUAAACGAUUCAAUACCAUCUAGUAUUAUAGCUCAAUGUAUUAAUCUACUAAGUGAAAAUGAAUAUGAUGUUAUUGUUAAUGAUUAUAAUAUUGUAACUGGUGGUAAAAUUAUCCUUUCAUAUAAUGGACAAGUUAUUAAUGAUCAAAUACAAAAAUUAAUUUUACCUUAUGAUAAUACAAAACCAUCUCCACCAUUAGAUCCUGAUCGCAAAACAGAAUAUUUUGAUUUAGUUAUGUUUCCUUGUCCUCCAGAAAUUGCUAAAUUAAGAAAAAAAGAAAAAGAUUUUAUUUUAGUUUAUAGAGCAAGUUUUCCUCAAACAUUUGAAGAAUUUACAACUCCAACUGGUUUUUGA